Messenger RNA from Bipolaris maydis ATCC 48331, 702 nucleotides. Its product is annotated as FRG1-like family-domain-containing protein. Gene Ontology annotation, molecular function: actin filament binding. Gene Ontology annotation, cellular component: striated muscle dense body; catalytic step 2 spliceosome; nucleolus. Lineage: Eukaryota; Fungi; Ascomycota; Dothideomycetes; Pleosporales; Pleosporaceae. The record is from RefSeq and is a predicted model, not a curated record.
AUGACCAUGCACUACGUCGUUGACUCUGACACUUUAUCGUCGUCUUGCGCGGAUGCGCCCACCGACAUCUCUGGACCCGUCCUCAUAGUCCUUCCCACCGACAAACCCGCCUGCCUAGCAUGCGACGCAAAUGGUAAGGUGUUUGCUAGCGAUCUAGAAAACAUUGUCGACGGCGACGCUGCAACCGCCGAACCGCAUGAUGUGCGUCAGGUGUUUGUCGCGACUCGCGUCGCAGGUACUGAGCAGUUAAGUUUGAAAGGCCACCACGGCAGAUACCUUAGCUGCGACAAGUUUGGCGUCUUGAGCGCGACUGCAACGGCAAUUUCCCCAGAAGAAACCUUUCUCGCCGUCCCCGUGCCCGACAAUGCCUCUGCAUUUUCGCUCCAAACUGCACGCGACAAGUUUGUCAGCGCUCGCGACUCCAAGGCUGGCCCCGAGCUACGCGGCGACACAGAACAUAUUGACUUCACAACUACGCUGCGUAUACGCAUGCAGGCGCGAUUCAAGCCGCGCCUCAAGGCAAACAAGGAAGAAAAGGCAAAUGUCAAGAUUAGCCGCAAGGAGCUAGAAGACCAAAUCGGGCGCCGUUUGGAUGAUGCCGAAGUCAAGAAGUUGCGCAGAGCAAGGGCCCAAGGAAACUUUUACGAGACUGCCUUGGACAUGAAGGUCAAGUCCAGUCACGACAAGUAUGCCAGUAUGUGA